UGAGAGGAAUUUUGAUAAUUGAAUAUAACUCACUGGCCAGUAUCCCCCUUCGACCUCCUUCUGCUGCUUUGCCGCCGGAACCAAGCUCUAACCACCACAUCAAGUAGCCUGCACCACCGCGGGCCACAGCACUCCGACGAGCCUAACCGAACGAAUCAGGCAAUUUUCGGCCAUCCAAAGCAUUCAAAAGCGAGGUAGAAACUCAAAAACAUUUUUUAGUAUAAAGUUUUGCUGGAAAUUUGAGAAUUAAGAAGAGUAUUAUGCUUGGGGUUAGUGUUUUGGGGUAGAUUACAAGUCUAGCUCUCAAUUCUGAGAACUUAGAAUCAAAAUCUGCUUCUCGCCAAGACCCCAUGUCUAUCGAGAGGGAUCUCUACCCCUCACAGGACGACCUCCUCUACGAAGAGGAGGUACUCCGCAACCCGUUUAGCCUCAAGCUCUGGUGGCGCUACCUAAUCGCACGCUCCGAAGCCCCUUUCCGGAAGCGAUUUGUCCUCUACGAGAGAGCCGUCAAGGCCCUCCCUGGAAGCUACAAGCUGUGGCACGCCUAUCUCCGCGAGCGCCUCGAGCUCGUACGCAACCUCCCCAUCUCCCACUCCCAGUAUGAAACCCUAAACAACACCUUCGAGCGAGCCCUUGUCACCAUGCACAAGAUGCCCCGCAUUUGGUUCAUGUACCUCCAAACCCUAACCCACCAGAAGCUCGUCACCCGGACUCGCCGCACCUUCGACCGGGCCCUCUGCGCGUUACCGGUGACCCAGCACGAUCGGAUUUGGGAACCCUACCUCCUGUUCGUCAGCCAAAAGGGUGUCCCGAUCGAGACCUCGCUUAGGGUUUAUCGCAGGUACUUGAAAUACGACCCUACUCAUAUAGAAGAUUUCAUUGAAUUUUUGCUUAAUUCGAGUCUUUGGCAAGAGGCUUCAGAGCGAUUAGCUUCGGUGUUGAAUGAUGAUUCUUUUUUUUCGAUAAAGGGGAAGACUAAACAUAGGUUGUGGUUGGAGUUGUGUGAUUUGCUCACUAGGCAUGCCACCGAGGUCUCUGGUUUGAAUGUGGAUGCGAUAAUUAGAGGUGGGAUUAGGAAGUUCACGGACGAGGUUGGGCGGCUGUGGACCUCCCUUGCCGAGUAUUAUAUUAGGAGGAAUUUGCAUGAAAAGGCAAGGGAUAUAUUCGAGGAGGGUAUCAUGACUGUGGUCACUGUGAGGGACUUUAGUGUGAUUUUUGAUUCAUAUUCGCAGUUUGAGGAGAGCAUGCUUGCUCACAAGAUGGAGAACGUGAGCUCGAGUGACGAGGAGGAUGAAGGAGAGGAAGAAAAUGGUGUUGAAGAUGAUGAAGAUGUUCGGUUGGAUAUUGAUUUAUCGGUGGCCAAGCUUGAGAAGAAGAUGCUUAACGGGUUUUGGUUACACGACGAUAAGGAUAUAGAUUUGAGGAUUGCUCGAUUAGAGUAUCUCAUUAAUAGAAGGCCCGAAUUGGCUAACAGUGUUCUGUUACGACAAAAUCCUCAUAAUGUGGAGCAGUGGCAUAGAAGGGUGAAGUUGUUUGAGGGUAACCCCACAAAGCAGAUCUUGACUUACACUGAGGCGGUGAGGACGGUUGAUCCUAUGAAAGCCGUGGGGAAGCCUCACACAUUGUGGAUUAAUUUUUCCAAGCUGUAUGAGAGCCACAAGGAUAUUGCCAAUGCCAGAGUUAUAUUUGAUAAGGCUGUGCAAGUGAACUACAAGACUGUUGAUCAUCUGGCUACUUUGUAUUGUGAGUGGGCUGAAAUGGAACUGAGGCAUAAGAAUUUCAAAGGAGCACUGGAUUUGAUGAGGCGGGCCACAGCAGAGCCAUCAGUGGAGGUCAAACGAAGAGUGGCUGCUGAUGGGAAUGAACCAGUUCAGAUGAAGCUCUAUAAGUCCUUGAGACUUUGGACCUUCUAUGUUGAUUUAGAAGAGAGCCUGGGUAACUUGGAAUCCACUCGAGCAGUUUAUGAGCGGAUAUUGGAUCUAAGAAUAGCCACACCGCAAAUUAUUCUCAAUUAUGCAUUUCUGCUGGAAGAACAUAGAUACUUCGAAGAUGCAUUCAAAGUAUAUGAAAGAGGUGUCAAGAUUUUUAAGUAUCCACAUGUCAAAGACGUAUGGGUUACAUACCUCUCAAAAUUUGUAAAGAGAUAUGGAAAGACAAAACUAGAGCGGGCAAGAGAGCUGUUUGAGCAUGCUGUUGAAACGGCGCCUGCUGAUGCAGUAAAACCAUUGUAUCUUCAAUAUGCAAAGCUGGAGGAGGAUUAUGGUCUGGCAAAGCGAGCUAUGAUGGUCUAUGAUAAAGCAACUAAGGCUGUUCCAAACAACGAGAAAUUGAGCAUGUAUGAAAUUUACAUUGCUCGAGCGGCAGAGAUUUUUGGUGUCCCGAAAACAAGGGAAAUAUAUGAGCAAGCGAUAGAGUCUGGUCUUCCAGACAAAGAUGUCAAGACCAUGUGCUUGAAAUAUGCCGAGCUUGAGAAGAGCUUGGGAGAAAUUGAUCGUGCUCGUGGAGUAUAUGUAUUUGCAUCUCAAUUUGCAGAUCCACGAUCUGACGGGGACUUCUGGAAUAAAUGGCACGAGUUUGAGGUGCAGCAUGGAAAUGAAGAUACCUUCCGAGAAAUGCUUCGUAUUAAAAGAAGUGUUUCUGCAAGCUAUAGUCAGACACAUUUCAUCCUGCCUGAAUAUCUGAUGCAAAAGGAUCAGAGAUUGGACCUUGAUGAUGCAAGAGACAAAUUGAAACAAGCUGGGGUUGCUGAAGAUGAAAUGGCUGCUCUCGAAAGGCAGUUAGCUCCCACAGCCACCACUGCUAAAGAUAGCAGCAGAAAAGUGGGCUUUGUGAGUGCCGGUAUUGAAUCACAGACUGAUGGAGGUACAAAAGCAACCGCAAAUCAUGAAGAAAUUGAGCUACCAGAAGAAAGCGAUUCGGAUGAGGACGAGAAAGUUGAAAUCGCACAAAAAGAUGUUCCAGAUGCGGUUUUCGGAGGUUUGGUUCGUAAGAGAGAUGAUGAGGCUGAAAAAGAUGGGGAAGAGCACAAUGCUGCAGCUACUAAAGAUAGGGAUGGUGAGAGCCGCCUAGGCGCCCUGGAGAGAAUAAAGAGGCAAAAGAAAGGAGCCUGAUAUUGGGAGUUGGCUGGGUGCAGCAGUUACAGCAUGAAGGAAUCAGCCUUGUAUUUGACAUUUGUAGCUACUAACUACCAAUUUCACACUUUACCCGUCCUUUUAAUCGUGGAUGAGAUCUUUUUCCUGAGAAACGUAUGUUAGUAAAUUAUGUAUACCUUCCCAAGUUUUUUGCCAGUUGAGAUUAACAUGCUUUUGAAAGAAGAUUAAAAGACUA
Messenger RNA from Alnus glutinosa, 3327 nucleotides. RefSeq lists its product as uncharacterized. The transcript has 5 exons. Gene Ontology annotation, molecular function: protein binding. Lineage: Eukaryota; Viridiplantae; Streptophyta; Magnoliopsida; Fagales; Betulaceae. Gene Ontology annotation, cellular component: Prp19 complex; U2-type catalytic step 2 spliceosome; post-mRNA release spliceosomal complex. Gene Ontology annotation, biological process: generation of catalytic spliceosome for first transesterification step; mRNA splicing, via spliceosome. The coding region runs from base 351 to 3110 and encodes 919 amino acids. The record is from RefSeq and is a predicted model, not a curated record.